Molecule: messenger RNA, 1240 nt
Organism: Pseudopodoces humilis (Tibetan ground-tit)
Lineage: Eukaryota; Metazoa; Chordata; Aves; Passeriformes; Paridae
Source: RefSeq, a predicted model, not a curated record
CGCGAUGGCAGCGGGAGCCAGCCGGAGGCUGCAGCGGUCCCUGCUGCUCCUGGCCCUCACCUGGGGCGCCACUUUUGUCCCCUGGCCAGCCCAGGCUUUGCAGAGGAUCGCCCUGCGAAGGAUGCCCUCCAUCCGCCAGACGCUGCAGGAGAUGGGGGUGAAGGUGCGGGAGGUGUUCCCGGAGCUGCGCCGGGGCACACGCGGAGGAGGGGACGGUCCCCGCAACGGGACAGCUCCCACCCUGCUCACCAACUACCUGGAUACCCAAUAUUUCGGCGAGAUCAGCAUCGGGACCCCCGCGCAGACCUUCAAGGUGGUCUUUGACACGGGCUCGGCCAAUUUGUGGGUGCCAUCCUACAAGUGCUCCCCCCUCUACAGCGCCUGUGUGUCGCACAGCCGCUACGACUCCUCCAAGUCGCGCACCUACAUCGCCAACGGCACCGGCUUCGCCAUCCGCUACGGCACCGGCAGCGUCAAAGGCGUCCUCAGCCAGGACAUCGUCACGGUGUCGGACAUCCCGAUCAUCCAGGUGUUCGCCGAGGCCACGGCGCUGCCCGCCUUCCCCUUCAUCUUCGCCAGGUUCGACGGCGUGCUGGGCAUGGGCUACCCCGGGCAGGCCAUCGAUGGCAUCACCCCCGUGUUCGACCGCAUCCUGGCACAGCAGAUCCUGCAGGAGGACGCGUUCUCCGUCUACUACAGCCGCUCUUCCAAGAAUUCUCCCCUGAAACCCGGCGGGGAAAUCAUCCUGGGAGGCAGCGACCCCGCCUAUUACACCGGCGACUUCCACUACCUGAACGUCAGCAGGAGCGGCUUCUGGCAGAUCAGCAUGAAGGGGGUGUCCGUAGGAGCUGAGAUCCUGUUCUGCAGGGAAGGCUGCUCGGUGGCCGUGGACACGGGGGCCUCCUACAUCACCGGCCCCGCCGGCCCCGUGUCCGUGCUCAUGAAAGCCAUCGGGGCCACCGAGGUGGCCGAGGGAGAGUACGUGGUGGACUGCGAGCAGGUGCCUCAGCUGCCCAACAUCUCCUUCCACCUGGGAGGGAAGGUUUACGGCCUCAGCGGCCCGGCCUACGUCCUGCGGCAAUCCCAGUACGGGGAGGACGUGUGCGUGGUGGCUUUCUCCGGGCUGGACAUUCCCCCUCCGGCCGGUCCCCUCUGGAUCCUGGGCGCCACCUUCAUCGGUCACUACUACACCAAAUUCGACCGGCGCCACAACCGCAUCGGCUUCGCCAGCGCCCGCUGA